GUAUAAAUAACGAUGAUCGCGAUUCAUUCGUUCACUCUGUCGCGAUACCAUUGUGAGGUCACACACGUGGGUUUCGUCGAGUGGUGGCGCUAUUGUUGCAUUGUUUCUACCGUUGUUUCGUCACAGAAGUCAUUAUGAAGUUGGUCAAUGUUGUGGCCACAGCGCGCGAUGUUGGGUUGGAAUAAACUGGUUUUCCAUCGAGGAAUUUCUACAAUUAUAACUCGUGGAUAUCAGCAACAAAUGGAGGCGAUUGACACGAAAUAUGAGGAAGCCGUUCAAACGUUAAACGAACUGCAGUGUUACAAGAUGUUGUCGGCCAAACAAAAGUUGGAAGGUCUCGGUCUUUUGCUGAUGAAGGAAUUUCUGCAUCGAGUUGAUGUUUCCGAGAAGGAUAUUAACGACCUACGUGUCAUCCAUGUUACUGGGACCAAGGGCAAGGGAUCGACGUGUGCGUUUGUGGAAAGCAUUUUACGCAAACAUGGAGUAAAAACGGGGUUCUACUCUUCACCCCACCUACUGGAAGUUAGGGAACGCAUCCGGUUAAACGGGCGACCGAUAUCGACAGAUUUGUUCACCAAGUAUUUCUGGGAAGUUCAUGAACUUUUGAAAAUAUCGGAGGAUGAUUACGAAGCAAAGAUCCCGAGUUACUUCUACAUGCUUACGAUACUAGCUUUCUAUAUUUUCAAACAUGAGAAAGUUGGGGCAGCUGUAAUAGAGGUUGGUAUAGGGGGUGCAUUUGAUGCGACAAACGUGAUAUCUCGCCCCAUCUGUUGCGGGGUAGCAGCAUUGGGUAUCGACCAUACCGAAUACCUUGGAAAUACUAUAGAAAAGAUAGCGUGGCAAAAGGGGGGGAUAUUUAAACCCGGAACCCCCGCGUUUACCCUCCCCCAACCCACCGAGGGGAUGGCAGUGUUGAAACAACGAGCAAACGAAUUUAACGUCGAUUUGAAAAUUGUCCCAAACUUUGACUCUUACCCCAGGUCAGAUGACCUUACCCUAGGUUUGUCAGGUGACCACCAGAAACUUAACGCAUCACUGGCCACACAGCUGGCUAAUUGUUGGUUACAAAGGACCUCUAUGUCACCUAUUAUGACAUCACCAAACUUAUUGUUCCCAUUAAACGAACCUUUCCGACAAGGAUUGCAUAGUUGUGUAUGGAAUGGUAGAGGUCAGGUGAUCAAGUUCCGCUCUGUUAGUUUUUACCUUGACGGCGCACAUACGGUCCGUAGCCUUACUUGCGCCACCAAGUGGUUCAUGGAAGAAUCUUCGACAGAGGAAUUUCAUUUGAAAACUUCGUGCGAGAAAAUUCUUGCAUUUAACGUGACAAACAACCGCGAUGCGAAACAAUUCCUCGAGAUUUUAUUCCCGUGCGGAUUUUCUCGAAGUCUGUUCGUCCCCAAUAUUGCCUCACACGCCCCGUCAAGGUUUAACGACCAAAACAAUCUUAAAAUUCCGAUCGAAAACCAAAUUUUCCGAAUCUUCGCGAACCGUGACGCUUGGAAGGAAGUGUGUCAGUCUAGGGGAACCCCGACCAACAACGACGAGGCUCAAACUUUCCUCUCGGUCGCCGAUGCGCUCUCUAGUGUCACCGAGGGACGGGAUGAAGAACUGUGGAAGACACUACAGUCUAUGACAUCACAAGAAGAUUACCCAACCAUGAAGUUAAGAGGGAAGCACCUUCAGGUGUUUGUCACUGGAAGUCUCCACUUAGUGGGCGCUUUUCUCAUGAUAUUGAAACCAGAUAUAAACGAGUGAAAAUAUUGACAAAAGGUUUAUAAACAUUGGGGAGACCUGACGGGGUUUGGAUAGUUAGACACGCGUUCCUGUAAAACUGAAAGUUCCAUUGAUUAAUAUUUCAAGUAUUAGGGGGUUUGGCCUACCCACCUCGCCACCCCAGGUUUGGCGCCUGUGUACGCCCCCAAACCACCCAACCAUGAAAAUGUAUUGUGAUGUCAUAUUAUUGUAACAUGUCAACAAAGUUUCCUUGUUUUAAAACUUUUAUUAGUUUGUUAAAUAAAUAAACCAACAAUAAAAUUUAUUGGGGGAUUUCCAAUCCUAUUUGACGUCACACAAACCGUGAAACUUCACAAUCCCACGUUUGAUUUUUAAAGGACCCCUAGCGGAUUUAUGUCAGUUAAUUUCUUACCGCUAGCUAGCGUAGUUAAGCAG
Ciona intestinalis (vase tunicate) is the source of this 2169-nucleotide messenger RNA. The record is from RefSeq and is a predicted model, not a curated record. Lineage: Eukaryota; Metazoa; Chordata; Ascidiacea; Phlebobranchia; Cionidae.